Molecule: messenger RNA, 633 nt
Organism: Cornus florida
Lineage: Eukaryota; Viridiplantae; Streptophyta; Magnoliopsida; Cornales; Cornaceae
Exons: 2
Coding region: 1-633 (210 amino acids)
Source: RefSeq, a predicted model, not a curated record
AUGGAUCCACCCCCUGGAUUUCGGGCUGAGGGGGAGUAUGCUGGGAAAGUCUGUAGGCUAUGGAAGUCUCUUUAUGGUCUGAAGCAAUCUCCUAGAGCUUGGUUUAGUCGUUUCAGCAUGUUGUUUUAUCCAUGGGCUUUGUGCGCUGCUACUCAGACCAUACUUGUUUUAUUCGACGUCGCUCUGAUUGAUACUGGCAUGCUUGGGUGUCGACCCACUUCCACUCCUAUGGACCCCAAUCUUAAACUCUCUAUUGAGUCAGGGGAAUUAUUUCCAGAUCCAUCCAUGUAUCAACGUUUAGUAGGUCGUCUUAUCUACUUGACUAACACAAGGCCUGAUUUGACAUUUGCUGUUAGUGUGAUUAGUCAAUUCAUGCAUGCCCCUCGCUCAGCUCAUAUGGAUGCAGUCUACCAUAUUUUGAGGUACCUUAAGUCGUGCCUUGGUCUUGGUUUGUUCUAUGCCUCAGGAAAUCAGUCUAGACUCUCAUGCUUUACUGAUGCAGACUAUGCUGGAUGUAAGACAGAUAAACGUUCUACCUCUGGCUUCUGUACUUUCUAUGGUAAUCAUCUCAUAUCAUGGAAGAGUAAGAAGCAGGUUGUUGUUUCUAGAUCCUCUGCUGAAGCUGAAUACUGA